Molecule: messenger RNA, 720 nt
Organism: Drosophila biarmipes
Lineage: Eukaryota; Metazoa; Arthropoda; Insecta; Diptera; Drosophilidae
Gene: RpS9
Product: 40S ribosomal protein S9
Exons: 3
Coding region: 40-627 (195 amino acids)
Biological process (GO): positive regulation of translational fidelity; translation
Cellular component (GO): cytosolic small ribosomal subunit
Molecular function (GO): rRNA binding; structural constituent of ribosome
Source: RefSeq, a predicted model, not a curated record
CCUCACUUCCCUUGCAGUGCUCGUUGAAUUGUCGGAACCAUGGUGAACGGCCGCAUACCCUCGGUCUUCUCGAAGACCUACGUGACUCCCCGUCGCCCCUAUGAGAAGGCGCGUCUGGACCAGGAGUUGAAGAUCAUCGGCGAGUAUGGUCUGCGCAACAAGCGCGAGGUGUGGCGCGUCAAGUACGCCCUGGCCAAGAUCCGUAAGGCCGCCCGUGAGCUGCUGACCCUCGACGAGAAGGACGAGAAGCGUCUUUUCCAGGGUAACGCCCUGCUGCGUCGUCUGGUGCGCAUCGGUGUCCUGGACGAGUCGCGCAUGAAGCUCGAUUACGUGCUGGGUCUGAAGAUCGAGGACUUCUUGGAGCGCCGUCUGCAGACGCAGGUGUUCAAGCUGGGAUUGGCCAAGUCCAUCCACCACGCCCGCGUGCUGAUCCGCCAGCGUCACAUUCGUGUGCGCAAGCAGGUGGUCAACAUCCCGUCGUUCGUGGUGCGCCUGGACUCGCAGAAGCACAUCGACUUCUCCCUGAAGUCGCCCUUCGGCGGCGGCCGUCCCGGUCGCGUCAAGAGGAAGAACCUGAAGAAGAACCAGGGCGGUGGCGGCGGAGCUGCUGAAGAGGAGGAGGACUAAGCAGUGCUAGCCAGCUGCAGCCAGGAAAUCGCAAGGCGCAGAGUUUUGAUAAAAAUCUGAUUGUUUUACACAAUAAAUGUAAAAUUACUUAAA